UAGCAGAUCAACGCAGCAUUCCUUCCUUCCUUCCACUACCACCCAGCAAAGCGAAAGCGAAAGCCAAGCCAAGCAAAGCAAAGCUCGGGUCACGUGAGGAUCGGAGUCGGAGAUUGCUAGCUAGCUAUCUCGCUGACUCGUUCGUGAGCGAUCCCGCCCGUUGCUGGCAUUUCCCAGCCCGGCACCAUAUAUGGAUCUCGCCGUCGACCCCGACAAGCGGAUCCAGUCGUCCGGCGGCGGCGGAGGCAUGGAGCCCCCCGGGUUCGGAAAGCGCCUCAUGAGCGUGCUCCGCGCCGUCUACCACAUGCUGCGCCGGGGCCUCUGCCGCAAGCGCCUCAUGAUGGACCUGCACCUGCUGCUCGGCCGGGGCAAGCUCGCCGGCAAGGCGCUGCGCAACCUCGUCGCCGCCGCCAACCACCCGCACGGCGCCCACCACCACCACCGCCACCUCCUGGCCGCCCGCGCCGGCGCGGGAGCUCCAAACGGCGCCGCGGGGGCGGCGUCCUCCUCGGCCUCCGCCGCGGACCUGCCGUUCGCGCCCAACCCCAGCGACGUGGAGUUCAGCUGCGAGACCACGCCGUCCUACUCGUACGCGGGGCCGGUGCGCGCACUGUUCCCGUUCAGGAUCCGUGGCCGCGGCCCCGCCCGGGGCUGCGACGGGCUCGACUUCGCCCAGGUGGCGCGCGCGCUCGAGAUGAUGAGCGCCGCGGAGGACGCCGCCGCCGCUGGGGCGGCAGGGGGCGCGGGCGGGGAGACGCCGCUGCCGGCGUCCGCGGCCGGGGCCACGCCGUCGCCCAUGCUGGCGCUCAGCCUCGGGCGCAGCCCCGCCUGGGCCCGCCAGCUCCGCGUCACCGACUCGCCCUUCCCCCUCGAGCCGGAGGGCGUCGUCGACGAGCGCGCCAACUCCAACUUCGACGCCUUCAUCAACAAGUUCUACGAGAACCUCCGCCUGCAGGCGGCCAACGCCACCCCCGACAACUGCGUGCGCCGCCGUGGCUAGCCCCACGCCGACGAGGGCGCGCGCGCUGGCUCGCUCCGAAACAAGCGGCCACACCACACCACACAUAAUAAUGUCGACGACGACUGUUUCAUCACUGUCAUGUGGGUUUCGAGUUUUACCAUCUGCAUGUGUAAUUUUUCAUUCUCUCACUUUUUUUUUUACUUUCCUCGUCCGUGAUAAUCGAUCUCGAUAUAUAAGGUCGGUCGGUGAGGAGACGAGAUAAACAAGGGCUAGCUAGCUAGCUUGUUGGUGCAGCUAAUAAGCCCUGACCUCCUGUGUAUCUGUCAUGCACACUAUCUAUCUGCAUAUGAAUAUGAAUAUGAUCAAGAAUUCAAGAUGAAAUGGUGAAUUUUGCA
Messenger RNA from Panicum virgatum (switchgrass), 1356 nucleotides. RefSeq lists its product as uncharacterized. The coding region runs from base 191 to 1000 and encodes 269 amino acids. NCBI's taxonomy places the organism in Eukaryota, Viridiplantae, Streptophyta, Magnoliopsida, Poales, Poaceae. The transcript has a single exon. The record is from RefSeq and is a predicted model, not a curated record.